Messenger RNA from Cyclopterus lumpus (lumpfish), 5504 nucleotides. It is a transcript of the gene pik3ca, whose product is annotated as phosphatidylinositol-4,5-bisphosphate 3-kinase, catalytic subunit alpha. Gene Ontology annotation, molecular function: 1-phosphatidylinositol-3-kinase activity; 1-phosphatidylinositol-4-phosphate 3-kinase activity. Bases 322 to 3528 code for a protein of 1068 amino acids. The record is from RefSeq and is a predicted model, not a curated record. Gene Ontology annotation, biological process: phosphatidylinositol-3-phosphate biosynthetic process; cell migration; phosphatidylinositol-mediated signaling. The transcript is spliced from 25 exons. Gene Ontology annotation, cellular component: phosphatidylinositol 3-kinase complex, class IB; phosphatidylinositol 3-kinase complex, class IA; cytoplasm. NCBI's taxonomy places the organism in Eukaryota, Metazoa, Chordata, Actinopteri, Perciformes, Cyclopteridae.
GAUCUCAGAACCGCUCAACGGGUUGUUUGUUUUAACUCAGUGUUUUCCGUUUUAGCUUGUUUUUGUACAUAGACAAUGCUACCCUCCCUUGUCUGAAGUUUGCUGUUUUCCUCUAUGGUUAACUAUCAAUGUCAUGCAUGUUUGUGUCAGCCACAACUCUAAACUUAAACUUGAUGGACAUUGUUUCUGUCAGUUAAAGGAUCUUUGUCUACAUGUUUGCUUGUACAUCAUGUAGCCAUCCACCCAUUCCCCCCCUGGAUGCUUAACCUGGUUGUGCUCUCCAGCUUAACUGUGUGACUGAGCUCAGAGACAGAGAGGGAGAUGCCUCCCAGGCCAUCAUCAGGAGAGCUAUGGGGCAUCCACUUGAUGCCUCCCAGGAUCCUCGUGGACUGCCUGCUUCCCAAUGGAAUGAUUCUGACCCUCGAGUGUCUCCGAGAGGCCACGCUCAUCACCAUCAAGCAUGAGCUGUUCAAAGAGGCCAGGAAAUAUCCCCUCCACCAACUCCUACAGGAGGAGACGUCCUACAUCUUUGUCAGUGUGACACAGGAAGCAGAGCGGGAGGAGUUCUAUGAUGAGACCAGAAGACUAUGUGACCUCCGACUCUUCCAGGCCUUCCUCAAGGUCAUUGAACCAGUUGGCAACAGAGAGGAAAAGAUCCUCAACAGAGAGAUUGGUUUUGCCAUUGGUAUGCCCGUGUGUGAGUUUGACCUUGUGAAGGAUCCCGAGGUCCAAGACUUCAGGAGAAACAUCCUGAAUGUUUGUAAAGACUCUGUGGAGCUGAGAGACGCCAGCGGGCCCCACAGCAGAGCGCUGUAUGUUUAUCCACCGAAUGUAGAAUCCACACCGGAACUUCCCAAGCACAUCUACAGCAAACUGGACAAAGGUCAGAUUAUUGUGGUGAUUUGGGUGAUUGUUUCUCCAAACAAUGACAAACAAAAGUAUACAUUGAAGAUCAACCACGAUAGUGUACCUGAACAGGUGAUUGCAGAGGCCAUUCGAAAGAAGACACGCAGCAUGCUGCUGUCCCCAGAGCAGCUAAAGAUGUGUGUUCAGGAAUAUCAGGGUAAAUACAUUCUCAAAGUGUGUGGCUGUGAUGAGUACCUGCUGGAAAAGUACCCCAUCAGCCAGUAUAAGUAUAUCCGGAGUUGCAUCAUGCUCGACAGGAUGCCGAACCUGAUGCUCAUGGCUAAGGACAGCCUAUACACUCAGUUGCCAACGGAUAACUUUGUCAUGCCGUCCUACUCUCGCCGCAUCUCCACGGCAACAUCCUAUUUGAAUGGCGAGGCAUCUGCCAAGUCGCUGUGGACCAUCAAUGGAACCCUGCGAAUACGAAUCCUCUGUGCCACCUAUGUUAACGUUAAUAUACGGGACAUAGACAAGAUAUAUGUGAGAACAGGCAUUUACCAUGGAGGUGAACAAAUGUGUGACAAUGUCAACACACAGAGAGUACCCUGCUCUAACCCCAGGUGGAAUGAGUGGCUCACCUAUGAUAUGUACAUCCCAGAUAUACCCUGCGCUGCAAGACUCUGCCUCUCCAUAUGUUCUGUGAAGGGCAGGAAGGGAGCCAAGGAGGAGCACUGCCCACUAGCUUGGGGUAAUAUUAACUUGUUUGACUACACUCACACUCUGGUGGCCAACAAGAUGGCUCUGAACCUCUGGCCUGUCCCUCAUGGCCUGGAGGACCUCCUCAACCCCAUUGGAGUCACAGGGUCCAACCCUAAUAAGGAAACCCCAUGUCUGGAGCUGGAGUUUGACCACUAUAGUAGUUCAGUCAAAUACCCAGAUAUGAAUGCAGUAGAGGAUCACGCAAACUGGACCAUCUCGAGGGAACUGGGGUAUAACUACAACCUCUCUGGACAGAGCAAUCGCUCGGCCAGAGAUCACGCUCUGACAGAGAGCGACACCGAGCAGAUGAGACAGCUGAGUAACAGAGACGCUCUUUCAGAAAUCACUGAGCAGGAGAAAGACUUCCUCUGGAGACACAGGCACUACUGCAUGAUCGUCCCUGAGAUCCUUCCCAAAAUCCUCCUCGCUGUCAAAUGGAACUCCAGAGAUGAAGUAGCACAGAUGUAUUGUCUGUUAAAGGAAUGGCCGUCUAUCCGCCCUGAGCAGGCCAUGGAGUUGUUGGAUUGUAACUAUCCAGACCCUAUGGUCCGGCACUUUGCUGUACGCUGCCUUGACAAAUACCUUACUGAUGACAAACUGUCCCAGUACCUCAUUCAGCUUGUACAGGUAUUAAAAUAUGAGCAGUAUCUUGACAAUCCCCUGGCCCGUUUCCUCCUGAAAAAGGCCCUGACCAAUCAAAGGAUAGGUCAUUUCUUCUUCUGGCAUCUCAAGUCAGAAAUGCACAACAAAACAGUGAGCCAGAGGUUUGGGCUGCUGUUGGAGGCUUACUGCAGGGCAUGUGGCAUGUACCUCAAACACCUGAGCAGGCAGGUAGAGGCCAUGGAGAAGCUCAUUAACCUCACUGACAUCCUUAAACAGGAGAAGAAGGAUGAGACACAGAAGGUCCAGAUGCGGUUUCUUGUGGACCAGAUGAAGAGACCGGACUACAUGGAUGCUCUGCAGAACUACACCUCUCCUCUCAACCCUGCACACCAACUGGGAAACCUGAGGUUAGAUGAAUGCAGGAUCAUGUCAUCAGCAAAGAGACCGCUGUGGCUGAACUGGGAGAAUCCUGACAUCAUGUCUGAGCUGCUCUUUCAGAACAAUGAGAUCAUCUUCAAAAAUGGAGAUGACUUGCGGCAGGAUAUGCUGACGUUGCAGAUCAUUAAAAUCAUGGAGAACAUUUGGCAGAAUCAGGGACUGGACCUUCGGAUGCUCCCUUAUGGCUGUCUGUCGUUAGGAGACUGUGUGGGUCUCAUUGAGGUGGUUCGUAGCUCCCACACCAUCAUGCAGAUUCAGUGUAAAGGAGGCUUGAAAGGAGCCCUGCAGUUCAACUCAAACACUCUGCAUCAGUGGCUCAGAGACAAGAAUAAAGGCGAGAUGUAUGACUUGGCUGUGGAUCUGUUUACAAGGUCCUGUGCUGGCUACUGUGUAGCUACAUUUAUCCUUGGGAUAGGAGACAGACACAACAGCAACAUUAUGGUCAAAGAUGAUGGACAGUUGUUUCAUAUAGACUUUGGCCAUUUCCUGGAUCAUAAGAAAAAGAAAUUUGGCUACAAGAGAGAACGAGUUCCCUUUGUACUGACGCAAGACUUCCUCAUCGUCAUCAGCAAGGGAUCCCAAGAGUGUGCAAAGACCAAAGAGUUUGAGAGGUUCCAAGAGAUGUGUUAUAAAGCCUACCUGGCGAUCCGGCAGCAUGCUAACCUCUUCAUCAACCUGUUCUCCAUGAUGCUGGGCUCUGGCAUGCCUGAGCUGCAGUCCUUUGAUGACAUUGCCUACAUUAGGAAGACAUUAGCCCUGGAGAAGAGCGAGCAGGAGGCGUUGGACUAUUUUAUGAAACAGAUGAACGAUGCCCACCAUGGAGGAUGGACCACCAAAAUGGACUGGAUAUUCCACACAAUUAGACAGCAUGCACUUAACUGAUCUCCUGCAAACAAACACAAACACACCAGUACUGGAGGAACAGGAAGUUUGCAGCUUGAUUUAUAUGUUUUUCAUCUUCUUUUUUUUUUAAAACACCAUUUUUAUUUAUCUAAACAAGGUUGCAUUGUUUCUUAAUUUUCUGGCCAUUUUCUGCACUCCUGAUGCCCUCACUUAACCCUCUUCUUGUUCUGGAGUCGACAAGAGAGCAUUGUCCUCAUGUCCUAAUGAAGACGUGCCCUACCUGGAUGUUUUUUCCCCCUCCUAACUUUUUGGAGUAAUUUGACCCCUUACCUUGCUACUCUUUCUGGAAAAACGAUAAUUGGACAAAACAGCAACAAGAAAAGGUAUCAGCCAGUCUUUAAAUGUAGCCACAAAGUAAGUUCAGCUUGCUUCCCUUCUGCUGUGUUACUUCUGCACUGUGGCUCCACCUCAGAAAGGAGAUGCUUGGGAACCUUUUUUGUAAUCGUAUGACGACAACAAGGAACUUCUCUUACACAAUCAGUGCUCAUCAAAUGUGUUGCACAGUGCAGGAUUACUGAAGUGUGGGGUCUUCUGUGAUGACUAUCACUGCACAGUCUUCCACUGUAUUUGUGGUGAAGUUGAUUUGGUGUCAGCUUUGCCACCUUUUCAACCUUUGUGAGGGAAUUUCAAAGCAUAAAAACUACAGGGUUGUUCUGCACAGCUCUACAGUCUCCCGGCCUCUUUGACAAAGCACUUCAGCCGUGGGAACAUUUGCUGAUGGUGCAGCUUUAGACUCUUGCAUAAACUUCAGGGUAAUGAUGCAUCUCCAUUAAGAAAAGACAGCACAUAUAAAUAAUAUACAGAUUUAUUAUGCCUUUUUGAAUUUAUUUAUAUAACCAGUUUUAUUUCAGUUUAUGUAAGUCAAAACUCAACUCUCCACAACCAUUGCCAUUGUACAUAUAAUCAUUUGUACUUGUGUUUACCAAUUUACUUCAUUUUCAGACUACCACAAGUGCAACAACCUUUCUCUUUAAUCUCGAUUAUUGAAUUUAGCUCCCAUUUUCUUUUGCCUUCGUCACUUUUAAGGUAAACAUCUCAUUUGACCUAUCCAGUAGUAGCCCAAUGUUGUGUUAUGUGGCUAGUGUGCAGCCCUACUUGGAACUUGUAGAAAUUAAUAAGAAUGAAAGUGCCAGUCCUAUUUUAAGCCUCUGGCUGUCUGUUUUAUUGGUGAGCAGAAGUCCAGGGGAAUGUCAUGUCUUCCUGUUGAUAAAAUGCCUUGGCAUCACAACACUGCACACUGCUAAAUCCUACAGUGUCUCAACAUGUUGGAGUAGGCAUAACGGCACUUUUUAACAUGAAAAGCUAGAUCUGUUCUUUGUGUAUUAUUAUCUCUCACCAUAUGAGGCUGAUUUUCUCCCAUUGGAAUGUCUUUAACAAGUCAUGAACAGAAGUGCAUUUUAACUGUAUUUGUACCCAGAACCCUUUUCACUGAGCCCAUAACCCUGGCAGUAUUGGAGCAAUGCUCUUUGUUGUCAUACGCUGUUAAAGCCAUUCUCCUUAUACACAAUAUUACAUUUUACAGAUUUCUCCGGAACCAUUGGAGUCUGUAGCUUUUACAACAUUUUAAAGUCAGUAAAAUGGCAGUUGCACAAACCCGUGAAUUAAUCAAGCGAAGCAGCGCAUGUGGGCGAACCUGACACAAAUCUUUCAAAAUGAAUUUCCUAGCUCAACAGUGGGCUUGCAGAAGCUGUAGAUGACUGUGUUUCUCCACCCACACCUUCCACACCUGUUGGGUCAGAAGGCAGAGGUUGUCGGUGAAGUCAAUAAAUCAAUUCAAUUCAGUUUAUUUUGUAUAGCCCAAAAUUACAAAUUACAGAUUUGGACAGAAAUCUGACAGACAGAAGUACAAUAGAUGUCAUGUGUACAGAAUGAGCAACGUAACAGAGUUACAGCACAUUCAAUGAGUAGGACAGAAACGAUUCAUAUAAUGAUCAGACUUCAGCAACAUUCUUUGG